AUGGAAGGAGAAAGUAACAGCAAAAAAGACAACAGUUCAGAGCCAGUGUCAUAUGAAAAUGAACAAGACACAAACGACCACGAUGUCUCGGAGGAUCAUCAUCUUCAAAAUCAACAAUUUGGAAAAAUUGAGGCCCAGUGGAAUUGUUUAUCAAAACUACCUUAUAGUAACUAUGUUGAAUAUCUCUCUGAAUCUUCAACUUAUCUUCCAACAGCUGAGUAUAAUUUGGUUGGGAACAAUUAUCAAACACUUGGUGGCACAAACAGCUUCAAUGAUCAAGGAAGAGCUUUUGGUUUUAAACCGAUUGGUUCUUCAAGUAAUGACUAUGGUAGUAGGAAGCAUGUUGGGUUUUGGAGAAACAAUGGAGAAGAAGAAGAAGCAAUUAAAGCUAAAACUGAAACUACUCAAAACCUUCUCAAUGCUGAGGGUGAUGCAACAUGGCCAAGUGAUUCAGUUGGAGAUAAGCACAAUGCUUCAAGAUUUGAUCCAAUGGGAAUAGUUGGUGAUGUUUCGCCUUUUUUACUUCCGAAUCCGAAAUCAGGAAGCAGCUCCACAAAACAUAAAAGUGAGAAAGCACGUUGCACUGACCGUCAACGCAGGCAACGUAUCGCUGAUAACCUCAAAGCCUUACAUGAAUUGCUUCCAAAUCCAGAAGGGGGUAGUCAAGCUCAAGCUUACAUAUUGGACGACAUCAUUGACUAUGUUAAAUACUUGCAGAAUCAACUCAAGGAACUAAGUGGAAGUAAAUUGCAAAGUGACUCAAAUGCUAUACCAUUAGUUUUUCAUGAGGGUUAUGGGCAUUAUAUAAAGGAUCAAAUGCUGAAUGAGCCACUUGAAGAGAUAAUGGGGAAACUAGUUGAAGAACAUUCAGCAGCAACAAGUCAGCUACUUGAAAGCAAAGGUCUUAUUCUACUGCCUAUUGCUUUGGUUGAAGAAUUGAACCAAGAUAGCUAG
Molecule: messenger RNA, 954 nt
Organism: Lathyrus sativus (Indian pea)
Lineage: Eukaryota; Viridiplantae; Streptophyta; Magnoliopsida; Fabales; Fabaceae
Source: the annotation of a GenBank genome assembly